AUGAACGGCACACGAGCUUUGAUGACGCUGAUUUUAAUGAUAACUGCCAACUCGGUGCCGUCGUGGACAUGCCCUUCGGACUGUAUCUGUUUAUCGCACACGCAAAUACUCUGCAACUCCGGACACCUGACGUUCGUGCCUCUGCGCGACCUACCCAAGGCCGUCGAACACCUGUCGAUGACCAAAAAUAACCUGACUUACCUGCCCACCGACGCUUUCACCGGUCUCCGGCACUUGAGGAAGCUGACGUUGGACACCAACUGCAUACGCCGGGUGGAUAGGUUCGCUUUCCGCGGGCUUAGCAGGCUCCGGGAACUUUCCAUCCAGCACACUCCGCUCGAGUCGCUCGAGAAGUUUUCGUUCGCCGGCCUCCAGAACGUGACGGCCAUUCUGUUGGGGUACAACCAGAUAAGCGUCAUACACGAGUUCGCGUUUGCCGGCACCGCCAACAUCAGGCUCAUACUGCUCAACAACAAUCCGUUGCACACGGUAUCAGCCAAUGCAUUUUCCGGUCUAACCAACGUUGAACACCUCAUCCUGCCGUCGGGCAUCCAGCAGCUACAGCCCGAUGCGUUCAACGGGCUGGACUCGGUGGGCCUGCUGAAGCUGUCCUUCAUGGACCUGAAGUCGCUGAAGCCGCACACAUUCCGUGGUCUCAGCCACGUGCACGUGUUGUCAAUCCAGGACUCAGACCUGGGCGUAAUCAGGGCGGACGCGUUUACGGGCCUAGCGCACGUCGGCAGUCUCAACCUGUUGAACAACAAGAUUGACGCUGUGCAGAGCCUGACCGUGACCCGGGAAAACCGCAUCCGGCACUUCCGGUUCAACGGCAACCACGUGCUGGACAGCCCACGGAGGGGCACGUUCUCCGGGCUCGCUUCCGCUGCCUCCGACGGGUUCACCGUGGUCGGCAACCACUUCCCGUGCGACUGUCACCUGUUCCGGUUCCUGGACGGCCACCCGUUCGGCAACGCGUCCCGAGACCUCUUCACCGGCAAGAACUAUUGCAUUUCGCCACUGGAGCUCAAUGGACAGCUCGUCGCCGUCGUCAAUCCCGCGGUCGUUGACAAGUGCUUGCAGACGUCGGUGGCCGCCCCGCCGAGGACUCAAGCCGGCGUUACCACGACUGCGGUCCUGGUUGCAGCGGUGGUCCUCGCCUCGACCGGUUCGUUCUUGCACGACUUGGCGGUGUGA
Macrosiphum euphorbiae (potato aphid) is the source of this 1194-nucleotide messenger RNA. The record is from the annotation of a GenBank genome assembly. Lineage: Eukaryota; Metazoa; Arthropoda; Insecta; Hemiptera; Aphididae.